AUCGAGUCAAGUAGUACGAGGUUCUUGCAAGCAAAACCAAUGGCCCAAAGUGAAGAGCAUGCUACAAAACUUCUUCAAGCUCAAACUCAAGUAUUCAAUCAAAUUUUCAGUUUCAUAAACUCAAUGUCCCUUAAAUGUGCAAUUGAAUUAUCCAUACCAGAUAUCAUACACAACUAUGGCCAACCCAUCCCACUCUCACAACUCAUUUCUUCAUUACCAAUCCACCCUUCUAAAUCCGGCGACAUCGAUCGCUUGAUGCGAGUCUUAACUCAUUCUAAUUUCUUCAUUGUCACUAAAAAUGAACUAGAAGUAAUGUAUGAACUCACUGAUGCAUCUAGAUUAUUGCUUAAGGACCAUCCCUUUAGUAUGACAUCAAUGUUACAUGUUAUACUUGGUCCAAUUAUGAGUAAACCAUGGCAUCAACUUUCUAAUUGGUACAAAAAUGAAGACCCUUCACCUUUUUACACUGAAAAUAAUGGGAUUGAGUUUUGGGAUUAUGCUGGCCAUGAUCCUGAAUUCAAUCACUUGUUUAAUGAAGCUAUGGCUUGUGAAACUAGAAUGGCUUCUACUGUGGUGAUGGGGAAAUGUAAAGGGGUGUUUCAGGGUUUGGAAUCAUUGGUUGAUGUUGGAGGAGGCAUAGGGACUAUGUCUAAGGCCAUUGCUAAGUCAUUUCCAAACAUUGAGUGUAUUGUAUUUGAUCUCCCACAUGUUGUUGAUGGAUUGCAAGGAAGUGAAAACUUCAAAUAUGUUGCAGGUGACAUGUUUGAGUCAAUUCCUCCUACCCAAUCAAUUUUACUCAAGGGUGUAUUACAUGACUGGAAUGAUGAAGAAUGUUUGAAAAUACUAAAGAAAUGCAAGGAGGCAAUCAAGAGCAAAGGUAAAGAAGGGAAAGUGAUAAUCAUAGACGCAGUGAUGGGGAAUGAGAAAGCAGACAACGAAUCAUUUGAAGCACAAUUGUUCUAUGAUUUGGAGAUGAUGGUGUUGGUUAAUGGAAAAGAGAGAAAUGAGAAGGAAUGGUCUAAGUUGUUUUUCUCUGCUGGUUUCAAUAACUACAAGAUAACUCAUGGUCUUGGUUUUAAGUCUCUCAUCGAGGUUUUUCCAUAGUACUAGAAUUAGUAUAGACAUAGAUACUCUUUAAUUAUUGGAUUUUUUUAAUGGAAGAAAAAAAAGAGACGUAUAAUAUUAAAAUAUUAUUUGUCCUUUUUUCACUUUUACUAGAAAAAUACAGUAAUAAGAAGAGCCGAACCGUACUAUAUCAUCUAUUAAUAAUGGGGAGUUGAUAUAUUGUUAUGUGUGUUGAUUUUUCGGUCCCCUUUUUUGCACCAUGUUUGUUGCGUAUGUUCAAGCUAUAUUCUUUCUAUAAAUAUGAUUUGAUUUUGGAUAA
Molecule: messenger RNA, 1384 nt
Organism: Cicer arietinum (chickpea)
Lineage: Eukaryota; Viridiplantae; Streptophyta; Magnoliopsida; Fabales; Fabaceae
Product: probable O-methyltransferase 3
Molecular function (GO): O-methyltransferase activity; protein dimerization activity
Source: RefSeq, a predicted model, not a curated record